CCUGACUCUAGUUCAGAAAGGCCGAUAUUGAAAGUAAACAAGUGCAGUGAGACUAGCUCCCAAGAAUGACAAGCUAUUCUAUUCUGGGAAACAGCUGAAAGAUCCAGAGGCCCCUGAAGACCAAACGGCCCCGUGGAUGCCCUCACGGCAGAGUCAUGGUCAGCUUCCACCAGAAGGGAAGACAGGAUUCCCUUUAGGAAGUAACGUCUGCACCUGUUGACAUUCUGAUGGGAUUUUUCAGCUGAAGAACGGCUUGGUCCAGCUUUCUGCACUACCACCCACAGGGAAGCUUCGUGUUUCAGUAAUCCUCCUGUCAUUUAUCAGUUGGAAGAAGAGCCUGGGGACUCCCUGUGGAGGAAUAUAAAAAAAAAAUCUGUGAAGUUUGAACAUCGGCCUUCUCAAGAUGUACCGAAUCUCUCAAAUGAUGUCGACACCAAUAGCAAAUUCCUCCAAAUCAGACAGAGGACCUUCUGGAAAGCUGUCCCCCACAAAUCUUUUCCCAAGCUUUACUUGUGACUUCCUGGAUGGAGACAGUUCUUUUGAAUGCUGCUCCAUAGACCCCCUGACAGGCUCCCACUAUAUCUGUCGCAGAAGCCCCCGACUCCUCACCAAUGGCUACUACAUUUGGACAGAGGACAGUUUCCUCUGUGAUCCAGAUGGCCACAUCACACUGAACCCCUCCCAUACCAGUGUGAUGUACAAGGAGAACUUAGUUAGAAUAUUUAGAAAGAAAAAGAGAGCCCACCGUUCUCUUUCUUCUCUCUUGGACCCCCGAGCCUCUAAGUCUUGGCUGCAUGGAAGUAUCUUUGAAGAUGUUGACUCACUCCCAAGUGAGGAUCUCUGGCUGGAUGGAAUCAGGAGCCUUGGAAGUGAUCUAGACCGUUCUUCUCUGAGUGAUGGCUGGAAGUCUCAGAAGCCAGUCACAGACACAGAAUGCUCCUCUUCUGGCCACAUCCUUCCUCAGCCUCUCAGAGAAAGCUCCCAGAGUUCCUCUCUUCAGCUUCAGAUGAAAGCAUCAGGAUAUUUGGAAGAAGAGAACACUCCGGUGCAGUCCAGAGCUGGUUUGAUGCAUAAGGUCUCCUUGCAGGCAAUCCUCCUAGCAGUAUGCUUAAUCAUUUCUACAUGUGCAAGAUGGUUUGUGGGAGGAGAAUUAGCCAGCAUCUUUACAUGUGCAUUGCUGUUCACAAUAGCUUAUGUUGUGAAAUCACUGUUUCUCAACCUUGCCAGCUAUUUCAAAGCCACCACCUGUGCUAGAUUUGACAGCACUUGAGGAAUACAUGUGAUGAAUGUCUUUGCUCUGAAUACCUGGGAACAGUAAUUUGGAGUCUUCUUGGAAUCAACCACUUUUUUGGAAGAGAAUGAGCAAAUGGAUAACAGAAAAAUUAAUUUGACAAUGUUUUUUUUCUAAAAUCUUUAUUUCCACAUUUAAUAGUAAUUGGUUCAUGACAAUAAUAUUAAUUUUCCUUUCUUUCAAAAACAGUGUCAAUUGAAAGAGAAGGGACAGGAGAAAGUGACAAAGGACAGACCAUCUGGAGUAAUGUUCCCUUGUUGUCCCUAAUACAGUGAACCUCAAACAUUUAUUUUGAUUAGAGAAUUCUGUGAGAGGCUUGGAUCAUGAAUAUCACAUGUCUGCAACCAUGUAACUAGCUAUGACUUGCUAACCUACUUUAACUGAACAAUGCAAACAAGUUUAUGUUAUUCAUUAAAGCUGCAUAGGAAUAGACACAGUUUGUACAUACAAUAUAAUAAAUGAGUACUUUUCAAAAUA
Molecule: messenger RNA, 1768 nt
Organism: Apodemus sylvaticus (European woodmouse)
Lineage: Eukaryota; Metazoa; Chordata; Mammalia; Rodentia; Muridae
Gene: Tmem71
Product: transmembrane protein 71
Exons: 10
Coding region: 404-1270 (288 amino acids)
Source: RefSeq, a predicted model, not a curated record